ACACCGGUGUCUUAGUACCAUAACAGUGAAGACUGGGAUCUGUGUUGUACAAGUAGUUUUCCUUUAUGAUAUUUCAGUUCGCUUUUUGAUCUCUGGAUCAAAUAUUUGUGAGCGCAAUGGGCACACUUACAAACUUUCUCCUCUUCAGCUUUGUCGUGGGUACUGCUCAGAGUAUGGUGACUUUAGGGCUGGACAAUCCAUACGUGAGGGUGGAGGUUCAUCACCGAGUUGUGCUGAAGUGCUGUUAUACUUCAACGGGUCAAGUGGGACACACUUGGAUCCAACGCACUCCCAAGGCUGUCAAAAAUGUGACUGAUUCACACCAUGUGGCUAUCAAAAACCGAACCACUACCGAUCAAUGUGGCUACAUAACCUUUGAGCGAGUCCAGCUGGAAGACUCUGGGCUGUACCAGUGUGUUCUGGGGAAGGGUGGUAUCCUAUCCCAUGGCACCUACCUGCAGGUCUUCAAGUACCUGGAGAAGACAAUAAACAUAGAGGAGAGCACCAAAAACAAGAUCCUGAUGGCUGAGGGAGUCUUACUACUCCUCUGUGUGCUUGUGCCGUCUUGCACCCUUCUCUUCAAGUCAAAGAGCCUGAACCAACUGGAGAAGAAGAAAGCGAAGAAGGAAGAGGAAAACAUAUACCAGGGGCUGAAUCUGGAUGAGUGUUGGUCCACAUAUGAUCAGAUCGAGCGGUCCCAGGCACAUGGCCCGUACCAGGAUGUGGGCAACGUUAAGGAGGAAGAGGAGCAAAUCCAGCUGGAGAAACCCUGAAGAAAAUUGGAGAGAAUGAGAAAGGGGAAGGAGAAAGAGAGAGUGUUUUGAGUGUAUUUUGAGAGCUGACGUCUAUCUGUGUGAUAUCUGAAUAGCAGGUUCAUUCUUCACUGCGCAGUUUUGUACAUAGCCUGCAGGUACAGUUUCAGCAUCUGAUAACAUAUUGAUCAAACAGCUUGUUUAAUUUCAGACUGAGCACUGUUUUUUGACCUUGGAAACAGCAGUUGACGGAGCAAUCUCAACACUGGGUCCCCGCAGUCAGGGCCAUAGCCAGGAUUAUAGAAAUAUUAAGAGCAGAAGUCCAAGAUAAUUUUGAAGAGACAUACAGCCUUAUGUUAAGUGUGUUGUCUACUCAAAAUUGUACCAUUUUAAAGAGUCUAUAGAAAAUAAUCAUGUCUGUCUUUUUAUGAGUAUAACCUAAAAUGAUUAAUUAGAAACUACCCUUCGUGAGCCCAAAUUCCUCAACAGAACAAAACAAAACAGAGAAACGAUAGAGAACAUGUCUCCUGUGUCCUCAAACAGUAGCUGCAGCCCUGCACUCACUACCAGUUCUGAGCUUGCUAAGGUAACACAUGAUCUUUCUGUGCAAAUAGAGUCGCCCCUAGUCAUGGCAUUAGACUCAAAUUCAAGCCAACACGGAUGAGAAGUCCUUGAAGUCAAAGGCAUAGGUUGUAUUUCAACAUUGGAAGGGACGCAACUGAAAUAGGGGCUUUGGGGGUGCUCAACCAGAAAAUAUUGGGCAUCAAACACUUAAACCCCUUUUCCACUAAAAGUCGCCUAUUUAAAUAUUUGAAAACCCACAAAAAUAGGCGAUACACUCUGAUACACUCAAAACACUCUACACUCAGCUCUGCAGCAGAUGAGUGUGUGUCAUGUUCAACAUCACAGACAGGCCGGAAAAGGUUGGUACUAGUGUUGCACGGUAUACCGGUACUAAAAUAGUACCGUGGUACUAGAGUAUUCCAAACGGUACUAUACUGCAUUUGGAAAAUACCGGUACUUUUUAAAUUGAUUCAAUUCAUUGAUUUAUUUAAUUCAUUUAUGCACACAAACGCCUUCCUUGUUCCUAUUGGAGCACAUAUUGCGCAAGUGGUGUGUAUGACAACACCUGUAUCAACAUUCGCAGCUGGCGCAUGUGAAAAAAGAGAAGAGAAAGUCUGCCUCGCAAAGGGAGACAACACGAAACAACACCAACUUGGUGGAACAUUUGAGUUACCAAACCGUGACGUCAGUACUGAGGUACUUACCGAACCAUGAUUUUUUGGUACCGUUACACCCCUACUAUUUAUUGUUCUAAAGGUUUGUAUCCAAAAGGACUUUUCCUUAGGAAAAGUACCGAAGAGUAUCGAAAAGUAUCGAAAUUCAUAUUGGUAUUGGUACCGAAACAAAGAUUUUGGUAUCGUGACAACACUAGUUGGUACACAAUAGAAAGCAGCAUAGAAGCCAGUGGAAAUGUUACAGUGGUUACUUCUUUUUAUGUCUUACUUAGUUAGUCUCUAUCUCAAACUCGGUGCAGACUAAUUUGGAAUGAUGUUGGAGCACUGCUAGGGUGGAAACGGACAGUAUCAUGUGGUGGCAGGUCAUUGUAUCACUCUGGUAAGCCAGGGCUGAUAAAUACCUGUGAGUACUGCAGAGUCAUUUGACACGGGUGUGAAUCCCAGUUGUAACCUUUCCCCCUUUCCCAUUACAUACAAAAGCCAGAUGUUAGCAGGUGUUUUGUGCAGUGGGAAAUGAGCUUUAAUUUCCUGCAUUCUGGUGAAGUUAAUGCCCCAUUUGGUGCCAUUUCUUAAUUUUGUCCACUAAAAGUCUUCAGCUUCUUUUAUGUUUUUAUUAAGGGGGAGUAAAUGCACAUGUUAAAAUAUGGAGGGGGAUGUUUCACCUACAUCUAUGCUUAAAAAAAGGAAGCACCUAAGUUUCAUAACAACCAAGCAGCUCUAUCUGCUGAGGAAGAUUGUGUGAAAGCUCCAGAACAGCUUCUGAGUUGGGCUGGUGGUGAGAUUGUUUUGCUGUCAGUUUAUUUAAUUUUUUGUAACUAAAAAAUCUAUAAUUAAUUUCUUGCAUUUUACUUAAGAUUUAAUGUUGUUUGACGAUGUAUUUGCUUUCAGCUAUUUCUGUGGGUGCUUAAAGAGUAAAGUUGUGUAAAGAAAUAAAUAAAUCCAGC
This is a messenger RNA of Epinephelus moara (kelp grouper), 2934 nucleotides long. It is a transcript of the gene cd79a, whose product is annotated as CD79a molecule, immunoglobulin-associated alpha. The transcript has 5 exons. Gene Ontology annotation, biological process: B cell differentiation; B cell receptor signaling pathway. The coding region runs from base 117 to 773 and encodes 218 amino acids. NCBI's taxonomy places the organism in Eukaryota, Metazoa, Chordata, Actinopteri, Perciformes, Serranidae. Gene Ontology annotation, cellular component: B cell receptor complex; external side of plasma membrane. The record is from RefSeq and is a predicted model, not a curated record.